UCAAAAGAGGUAGUUUCAAACGUCGAUCUGUUUUGUAUUUGUUUUGUGUUUCCAGGCAAGUCAUUCAGAUGUAACAAGUUUUGGAAUAUGUGAAGAGUGAAGUUUAGUUUCAACGUGCACUAUAGUUGUCCAAAGGAGGUCUACACUGGAAUAAAGACAUUAAACAAUGCCUGAGACUGUCCCAGGGGUGAAGGAGGUCCUACCCAAACAGGGCCUCUUGUAUCAGGAAGACAUGCCCACAGUGGUGCUGUGUAAACCAAAGUUGCUUCCUCUCAAGUCUGUCACUCUUGAGAAGAUGGAGAAGAUGCAGAAGGAGGCCCAGGACCUGGUGAAACAGCAGGACAAGGAGGCCGCGGUGAUAGCCCAGAUGGGGGGAGGGGGCUUCAGUGAGAGGUUCUAGUUUGGGAGGGGCAUCAGUGAGAGGUUCCAGAUGGGGGAGGGGCAUCAGUGAGAGAUUCCAGAUGGGGGAGGGGCAUCAGUGAGAGGUUCCAGAUGGGGGAGGGGCAUCAGUGAGAGGUUCCAGAUGGGGGAGGGGCAUCAGUGAGAGGUUCUAGAUGGGGGAGGCAUCAGUGAAAGGUUCUAGAUGGGGGAGGGGCAUCAGUGAGAUGUUCUGGAACGGGGAGGGGCAGGUGAGGUUCCAGAUGGGGAUGGGGGCAAGAGUGAGAGGUUCUAGAUGGGGA
Molecule: messenger RNA, 680 nt
Organism: Haliotis rufescens (red abalone)
Lineage: Eukaryota; Metazoa; Mollusca; Gastropoda; Lepetellida; Haliotidae
Product: BBSome-interacting protein 1-like
Exons: 2
Coding region: 167-400 (77 amino acids)
Biological process (GO): cilium assembly; receptor localization to non-motile cilium
Cellular component (GO): BBSome
Source: RefSeq, a predicted model, not a curated record